CGGGCGUGGCCACAGGUGAGCCAGCUCCCUAGGCCUGGAGCACAGCUUUCACUGCCCCUGAGCGUCUGCCUGCCUUUCUCUUUGCAGAGCUUUUCCCAGAAUACCAGCAGCUCAAGGCCCAUGAUGGAUGCCCUGAGACUGGCAAAUUCAGCUUUUGCUGUUGACUUGUUCAAACAGCUAUGUGAGAAGGAGCCAGUGGGAAACAUCCUCUUCUCUCCAAUAUGUCUCUCCACUUCCCUGUCGCUUGCUCAAGUAGGUGCCAAAGGUGACACAGCAAAUGAAAUUGUUCAGGUUCUUCAUUUUGAGAACAUCAAAGAUGUACCCUUUGGGUUUCAAACAGUCACUUCUGAUGUUAAUAAGCUCAGUUCCUUUUACUCCUUGAAACUCAUCAAGCGACUCUACAUAGACAAAUCUCUGAACCCUUCUACAGAAUUUAUCAGUUCUACAAAAAGACCAUAUGCAAAAGAAUUGGAAACUGUCGACUUCAAAGAUAAACUGGAAGAAACGAGGGGUCAAAUUAACAGCUCUGUUAAGGAGCUCACAGAUGGCCACUUUGAGAACAUUUUAUCAGAGAACAGUAUAAGUGACCAGACCAAAGUCCUUGUGGUUAAUGCUGCCUACUUUGUUGGAAAGUGGAUGAAGAAAUUUCCUGAAUCAGAAACAAAAGAGUGUCCAUUCAGAGUCAAUAAGACAGACACCAAACCGGUACAAAUGAUGAAUCUAGAGGCCACGUUCUGUUUGGGCAACAUCGAUGAUAUCAACUCUAAGAUCAUAGAACUCCCCUUCCAGAAUAAGCACCUCAGUAUGCUGAUUGUGCUACCCAAGGACGUGGAGGACGACUCCACUGGCCUAGAAAAGAUUGAAAAACAACUCAACCCAGACACACUGUUGCAGUGGACCAACCCCAGCACCAUGGCCAAUGCCAAAGUCAAACUCUCCCUCCCAAAGUUUAAGGUGGAAAAGAUGGUUGAUCCCAAGGCUAGUCUGGAAAGCCUGGGACUGAAAAGUCUCUUCAAUGAAAAUACAUCUGAUUUCUCUGGAAUGUCAGAGACCAAGGGAGUGGCCCUAUCAAAUGUGAUUCACAGGGUAUGCCUAGAAAUAACCGAAGAUGGUGGCGAGUCCAUUGAGGUGCCAGGAUCCCGAAUCUUACAGCACAAGGAUGAGUUCAAUGCUGACCACCCAUUUAUCUAUAUCAUUAGACACAACAAAACACGAAACAUCAUUUUCUUCGGCAAAUUCUGUUCUCCUUAAGUGACAGGGCUCUGCCAAGUCUCAGAUAGCUUGUCUGUAGUUGCAGAUCUCUGUAAACUUUGUACUCAGACAAACAUUUUCUAUACAAUAAAUUGUUAAUUUUGCUGAAUCACGAGGCAUCCAGUACUUGUCAUGUGCAGCCUUCACACUAACAGAUACUUCUUUUCCAGUUCCUCCUUAUUUUCCUUUGUCAAAGAAAAAUGGCACAUGUUUGUAAUGAAAGGGAAUCAAUCACCUUUGCAGAAAAUGUGUGUUCUUCAUUUGUCAAAGCAUCUAGAGCUAGUAACAAAAAUGCAGCAUUCUACAAGAGAAUUCCUGUAAGUAUGAUGUAGAGGCCAUUAUCCUCCGAACUUCACCUUUCUUCACUGAGAUAAAGAAUAACUUCUGCUCACAUAUUGUAGACAUUUUCACGCUUUUAAAGCCUUAGGGAACUUUAGAGUAUGGGGCCUACAAGAGUAUCAUUUUCCAGUGAAAUUUUAUAAUGCUGUGGGUCUAGAAGUUUUCAUGUUAAAACCCAAGAAACAGUUUUUUCAAGAUCUUAAUGGGAAAUUUUAGAAAGAUGACACAUUUUAAAUACUAUAGAUUAUGGAACUCUACAAAUAGGGUCUGGAAUAUCGCCCUGUAACUGCCCCCCUUUUUCUUUUUUGGGUUUUCUAGACAGGGGUUCUCUGUAGUUUUGGAGCCUGUCCUGGAACUUACUCUGUAGACAAAGCAGGCCUCAAACUCAAAAAGAUCCACCAUACUUUGCCUUCCGAAUGCUGGGUUAAAGGCAUGCACUACCACUUCCCAGCUCACCCUGUACACCAAUACUUUAAUAUUUAUGCCAAAAUAUAGACUACUCACACAAUAUAGCUACAUAUAGUUUACAAGUGAUCACAUUUUUCCAAAAAAAAUGAGUAAUUUGUCAGCUCAUGGAAACACUUUGCAGAACAUUCUAGAUCUUGGGGUGUUGAAUAAAGAAUUCUGGGCCCAUUUUAGCUAAAGACUAAGACCCAAGGGGGAAGCUCAUUGACUUUUCUUUUUCCUAGCUGCCCUACCUGGUCAUUUGGGUGGUGUGGUUGCUGGCAGGGCUUCUAGCCAGAUCACAAGGUUCUUGACAUCUUCAACCCCAGCAACUUAAAAUCUACAGGGAUUCUCUUGAUAAGAGAGUUUUGUGGCUGUUGCAGGAAAUUUCCUCUUUGUUUAAUGAGGCAGUGGGAAAAUGGAAGGGAUCCCAAACCUUCAGAAAAUAUAAGUAAAACCAAGGACCCAUGAUGCUUUGGCAAUUUUUUUUCAAAUCUAACUAUUUGAUAGCAGUUUGUAAUCUACACAAAAAAAUUAUAAAAUGGUUCGGGUAAGUUAGUUGUGUUGCUACUUAACCCAGUGUUUUAACUCAACCCCAGAAGGAAGUAUUUGCUGUGGUCUUUCUUAUAUGUCCCCCCUUUUAAUUCGUUGCCAUUUAUUGUAAAUAAGGUUCUUUUUCUUCUGAAGGCUAAAUGGUGAC
Cricetulus griseus (Chinese hamster) is the source of this 2734-nucleotide messenger RNA. NCBI's taxonomy places the organism in Eukaryota, Metazoa, Chordata, Mammalia, Rodentia, Cricetidae. The record is from RefSeq and is a predicted model, not a curated record.